ACAGGCCUCGCGCGCACGUCAUGGCGGUGGCCCUGAUCUCAGCGGCGCGCGCCUUGCCUUCCAAAACUCUCUUCACCUCAAUGAAACGGACUUGACCUCAUUGCCUGCCUAAUCUCGUGAACCCACCCCCGCCUCAUGUUCAGCGGACUCUACAGCCAAACCAUGCCCGACGCGCACGCGCAAGCGACACAGGCGCUCGAGGAGGAGUCCCGAUACAGAUUCGCGUCGUUCUCCGCUUCCGAUGCGGUGACCUUGGGCCUCUCCAUCCGCAAGCGCUUCCGCGCCUCCCACCGACACGCCAAAGGCAAAGGCCUCGUCAUCUCCAUCCAAACCAUCGCCGGGCACACCCUCUUCGCCUGCACCGUCGGCGACCUCGGCCACGCCUCUGGCAUCGGCGACGUCGGCUUGGACAGCUGGGCGGUCGCGCACGGGCUCAUCGAGGUGGUGCGCCGGACGGGGCACUCGAGCUUCUACGUGGAGAAGGCGCUGAACGCGCUCGGCAAGCCGGCGAAGGAGCUAGGCCUGGAUAGCGACGCGAAGGUGGUUGGGGGAGCGUUUCCUAUAUGGCUUGAUAACGCACCGUGCUGUCCGAUAGCUAUCGUCUCGUGCUACUCAGGAUCCUCGCAAGAUGAUCACAACCUUGUCGUCACGACCGUCCGCGACUUCAUCUCCAAACUGAUGCGCACAAGCGGCAGCGCCGGCAUGCCCGCGCCCUCCGUCGCAGCUUCGAAUGGGCAGUCGGUCCCCGUUGUCCCUAUCCACGAUAACCAUGAAGGAUGGCUCCCCGAACCCGCCUCGCCUGCGAAUUCGCAGUUCUCACCGCAGAACUCCCAGUUCUCGCCCCGCAACUCAUACGCGCCACAGGGCCAGUACACGCCGCAGGGAGGAGCCCAGUACACACCUCAAAGUGCACAAUACACGCCUCAGGGCGGCGCGCAAUAUACGCCUCGAGGAGGGGAACAGUACACCCCGCAGGGAGGUGCGCAGUAUACGCCUCAGAGCCAGCGUUCGGGCACGGAGUACGACCAUUCGGACUGAAGAUACUGUAUACAAGAGCGGAUACGCAUUUCCAUAACGAUGUUAUAUUCGGUACAGCAAGACAUCUAUCAUCUGUAGCAGACGGCGAGGUCUACAACAGACGACAGACUCUAUGAAGACAUGAUUGGAGGA
Molecule: messenger RNA, 1170 nt
Organism: Schizophyllum commune H4-8
Lineage: Eukaryota; Fungi; Basidiomycota; Agaricomycetes; Agaricales; Schizophyllaceae
Exons: 8
Coding region: 163-1038 (291 amino acids)
Source: RefSeq, a predicted model, not a curated record